GUCGCGCGCGAGUCGGACAACAAUAACCGAUGGCGACACUGCUAAUUGAAUUAUAAGCGAUCGUGAGCUGCCGUUCGAUUAGAAAUUGAUAUGGGUGGACGUACGCGGCGCUGCGGAUGUACGGGUGAAAGUAUGACGCGACGUCGAUAGAUCCCGCGACGAUACCGGGAACAUUUUUUUCACUCGGCUCGGAAAGUUAAAUCGAUUAAGUGACACGGCUGUUGCGUGAACGCGCAGCCUUUUAAACCAUAGCGACGCCGAUUUUUACGCUUUUCGCCAGAGCCAAGGUUGAGUCUCGGGGACCGAUGACACGUCGCAUUUUUCGUCUCCCAUCACCGACUGUCAUCGUGUACCGAGCCCGAAGGUCGCGGAGAAGAGCGUUUGGAAAUCGUCGUUGAAAGGGUCGCAAAAAAAGAGGAUUCUAACGAGCUCGCGCGAUUAUCGAGUCUCUCGAGAGCUGCGUUUAAAGGUUAAGAGCAGGUACGCCUCGAACAUCGUUAUCUUUUUUUUUUCAAGUUUCUGGAAAUUCACCCUCCAGCACAGUCUCCCGCGUUAUCCCUUGCUCGGAAGUGCACUGCCCACGUGGUCUUUCACCAUCGAGAUCGUGACAGGGAGAGUCCGAAUAAAGUCCAGCACCGGCAGAGAUAGAGAGAGGGAGAAAGGCCCAGCGUAUCCUACCCACACGUUUUUAGCGUUUUCACCGGUGUGCGCGCGCGCUCCUUUUUUCCCCUACUAUCUUCCACAGCCAAGAGCGGCGUCGGUGUCGGCGUAGCGGCUCGAGUCUCUGUCUCGGGGGGGCCCACGUCGCACGCGGGCGAAAUCACUUCUCGAAGAGCAGUCGUCGCAGUGGCAGCUUCGACUCAGCGAUCUUCGAGAUUGCCUGGAAGCGCGGCUUGCGCAAGUGAAGAGCCAAGUGUAUAGCGAUCGAGCGGAGAAAGGUACAUCGUCCUCGGGUAGGUCUCUGGAAGCGAAGAAAAGUGCGAGAGACAGCAGAGCGAGCAAGUUUGAGUGAUGACUGUCGAGAUCGGUAGUAGCGGCUGCUGCGAGCUGCCGAGUGAGCCCGAUUUUUCCUAGACCACACUCGCGAACUCUCAAGUGCAGGGAAGGAUGAAAAGGAGCACGUCGACCUGAUACGCGAUGAUGCCGUGGUGAACCCACCGAUCGCCGAAUCCAAGCCCUUCGCUGACUAACCGACAACCCCCGCAAGCAACCGCAGCCGAGAGAAGAAAAGAAGAACAAGCGAAGAAAAAUAUAACAUCGACACGAUGCGUUCGCUACUGUGCGUCUCGCUGCUUCUGCUGGCGACGAUCGGCAGGAUAUCUUGCGACAGCGAGGCAUCGGUGCGGCUACAGUCCAUCGUGCCGACGAUAGACUCGAGCGAGCCGGCCAAGGACGGCGACGCAGCCGCGAAUCCCUCGAGGACGCCGGAAGAGCGCUCGAGCAACUGGACGACGCUCACCGAAGCCCUCGACAUCUUCAGCGCGAGGAACCUCGCGAGGAACUGGCAGGAGGGCAAGUUCCCCCUCAACCAGGAGUGCGAGAGGGACGUCAGUCGCUACAUCGAGGGACUGAGGCGACAGGAGCUCUGGGCGCUCAAGGUCGACGAUGCCUCGGGCCGCUACACGAACGGCUUCUUCUGGGGCAACUCGUACUUUGUGGGCUCGGCUACCGAGUGCGAGUUCAUCGGCCAGGCCGCCAGCAGCAAGUCGUCGUCGUCGUCGUCGUCGUCGUCUCCGGAAUCGAUCAGCGAGGCCGAAGAGUUCAAUGCCGAGCCGCACAAGAAGCGAGCCAACGUCGGGCACAGCGGCGCCUCGAGCAUCGUCCUUCCCGAGGGGGCCAACGACAGGCCGCCUUAUCCCCUGGGAUUCUUCAUGAUGAGGAUCGCCGUGAACGGAACCCUGGCACCUGCGACGAGGCUGUUGCACCUCGGAGUCUGUCUGCCGUUCUCCUGUCACGCGGCUGACGUGGCCGUCAUCGCCAAGCUCGCCGCCAGCGAUAACGCCGGCAAGUACUCCUUCGUCGAGAAGGUCCGCGACCAGCACGACUACUACGACAUGUACGCCGACAAGGUCUUCUGGAUCCUCUUCGGAGUAAGCACAGUAGUGCUCUUCCUGCUGAUCGGCGGCACGAGCUACGACGUCUACUUGUCGAAGCGCAUCGCCCGCAAGCAGAACAUGUCCUACGACCUGGAGAAGCACGUGAAGCUCGAGCAGUUGGCCACCGGCAAGAUCCACAACGCGUCUCAAGGUAGAGCCUACAUUCCUGUUCCAGUAGCCGAGUCCGGGCAGGUCACCGCCUCGCCACCGAUCAACAACAACAACGACCACGAGGGUAGCCUCCGGCCGCCCACGCCGGAUCUUCAGAAACUAAACGUGUGGGAGGAGCUGCUGCUGUCCUUCUCGAUCCGGGCGAACUUCCGGGUGAUCUGCGAGGGCGAGGUCGGCCGCGACACGAUCAGCACGAUCCACGGUCUGCGCGCCAUCUCCAUGGCCUGGGUCAUCCUGGGCCACACCUGCAUCGUGGUCUUCAAGUACUCGGACAACAUGGAGUACCGGAAGAUCGUGGAGAAGCGCUUCCUCUUCCAGACCAUCCAGAACGGCGCCUUCAGCGUCGACACGUUCUUCUUCAUGGGCGGACUGCUCGUCAGCUUCCUCUACUUCAGGACCAACGCCAAGGGCGACCUGAACAGGCUGACCCAGGGCACCAGAGGAUUCGUCGCCGGCUUCCUCAAGUUCCUCGGCUUCCUGGGCUACAGGUUCUGCAGGCUGACGGCGCCGUACAUGUUCGUGCUGGGAAUCACCGAGAUCUCCAUGAAGUGGUUCCACUCGAACUCGGUCUUCGAGCCGCCCACCGCCGACCACGAGAACUGCCAGAACUACUGGUGGAGGAACCUGCUCUACAUCAACACGCUCUACCCGGUCGAUCAGAUGUGCAUGCUGUGGAGCUGGUACGUGGCCGACGACACGCAGUUCUACAUAGUGGGCGCCGUGAUCUUGAUCGUCGCGACGAAUCACUUCAAGAUCGCGGCCUUCUCGCUGGUCGCCCUGAUGGUCAGCUCGUGGAUCACGACCGGCUACAUCGCCCUCGUGAACAACCACAUGCCCAACACCGACGACCCGCUGGCCCUCUUCGACAAAAUUUACGACAAGCCCUGGACCCGGCUCGGUCCCUACCUCAUUGGCAUGGCUGUCGGUUAUUUUCUCUUCAAGACUGAUUGCAAAAUUAAGAUGUCCAAAGCAACUGUCUUCAUAGGAUGGCUCCUCUCGACGGCGUGUCUGCUGAGUCUGCUGUACGGGCUCUACGAGACGGAGCUUUCACCGGCUACCGGAGCAGCCUACUCUUCCCUCAGCCACAGCGCCUGGGCUCUGAGCUUGGCCUGGAUCGUCGUCGCCUGCAGUACCGGCUACGGAGGAUACGUGAACGACAUCCUCUCGGCACCGAUACUCUACCCGUUCAGCCGAGUGACCUACUGCGCGUACCUGGUCCACCCCAUCGUCAUCAGGUUGACGGCUAUGAACAUGGACUCGCCGCUUCACCUGGGCAAGGACAGCAUGCUGAUCACGUUCUUCGGACAAGUGGUGGCCUCCUACAUCCUGUCGUUCGUGAUAUCGGUCUCGUUCGAGGCGCCGGUAGUCAGUAUGCUCAAGAUCCUGUCGCCCAAGAAGAGAAAUCGUAUUCAGUAAUACGGAAUCGAAGGAAGAGUGCUGUAUGCACAAUUUGUUUUCCGGGAGAAUUACUUUCGUCGUCUAGGUCUUGCGAAAGUAAUCCUGCUCUAUCCCUAAGCUGUAAUUAAUUGCAAGAGGUGCUUGUUGUUUAUCCACCGCGAGGACGAGACAUUAUGCGACCGAAACUAAGCCUCGGCGAGACCUUAACUGUGUUUUUUAUUUUUUAUGUGUAGCGUAUAAGUAUGUAAAAUAAAUUAUUUCUCUUUGUAUAUAUACAAUUUAAAGUA
Nasonia vitripennis (jewel wasp) is the source of this 3952-nucleotide messenger RNA. RefSeq names its product O-acyltransferase like protein. The transcript is spliced from 10 exons. The record is from RefSeq and is a predicted model, not a curated record. Gene Ontology annotation, molecular function: acyltransferase activity, transferring groups other than amino-acyl groups. Lineage: Eukaryota; Metazoa; Arthropoda; Insecta; Hymenoptera; Pteromalidae. The coding region runs from base 1266 to 3683 and encodes 805 amino acids.